Molecule: messenger RNA, 3869 nt
Organism: Equus caballus (horse)
Lineage: Eukaryota; Metazoa; Chordata; Mammalia; Perissodactyla; Equidae
Gene: GK5
Product: glycerol kinase 5
Biological process (GO): phosphorylation; glycerol metabolic process; triglyceride metabolic process
Cellular component (GO): mitochondrion
Molecular function (GO): phosphotransferase activity, alcohol group as acceptor; kinase activity
Source: RefSeq, a predicted model, not a curated record
GCCUCAGGGAACCUGGAGUCGAGAGGGAGAGGACUGCGGUCGCGCGCACGGUCGGAGCACACCACGGCGGCCCUUUGGAGAGCCGGCUGUGUCGGGGGCCGGGACCCCGGGACCCCGGGACCCCGGGACCCCGCGCCCCCGCGGCAGCCAGCCGAGCGCGCGCCUCCUGGGGCUGCCGCGCCGCCGUGACGUCACGCCGCGGGGCGGGGCCGCUCCCGGAUCUCGCGGGGGCGGGCCGGAGGCGGUGGCCGACGGGCGCGCUCGGCAGUGCGGCGCGGCCCUGGAGAGGCGUGGAGGGGCGCCGCUGGGCUGGCGGCGGCGGCGAGGCACGCGGAGUGGGAAUGUCCGGGCUGUCCGGCAGCUCCGAACAGGGGAGCCCCGAGCGGAGCGCGCCGCAGUCGCCACGCGUGGGCUUCGUGCUGGGGCUGGACGUGGGCAGCUCGGUGAUCCGCUGCCACGUCUAUGACCGCGCGGCGCGGAUCUGCGGCUCCAGCGCGCAGAAGGUAGAAAAUCUUUAUCCUCACACUGGCUGGGUUGAAAUUGAUCCUGAUGUUCUCUGGGUUCAAUUUGUUGCUGUAAUAAAAGAAUCUGUCAAAGCUGCAGGAAUAGAGAUGAAUCAAAUUGUUGGUCUUGGCAUUUCAACACAGAGAGCAACUUUUAUUACGUGGGACAAGAAAACGGGAAAUCAUUUUCACAACUUCAUUAGUUGGCAAGACCUAAGAGCUAUUGAACUUGUAAAAUCUUGGAAUAGUUCUCUUAUAAUGAAGCUAAUACACAGUUCCUGCCGAGUGCUUCACUUUUUCACUAGGAGUAAACGGUAUUUAGCGGCCAGUCUGUUCACUUUCACAACCCAGCAGGUUUCCUUGAGAUUGGCCUGGGUUCUCCAGAACCUGAGUGAGGUUCAAAAGGCAGUUGAAGAAGACAAUUGCUGCUUUGGGACUGUCGACACCUGGUUGUUACAUAAGCUCACGAAAGGUUCUGAAUUCGCCACGGACUUUUCAAAUGCCAGUACCACUGGACUUUUUGACCCAUACGAGAUGUGUUGGAGUGGGCUCGUUACCUCUUUGCUUUCGAUCCCGCUGUCGCUCCUGCCUCCAGUGAAGGAUACGAGCCACCAUUUUGGAUCAGUGGACGAAGAGAUAUUUGGUGUGCCUAUACCAAUAGUGGCCUUGGUUGCUGACCAGCAGUCGGCCAUGUUUGGAGAAUGCUGCUUCCAGGUAGGAGAUGUGAAAUUAACCAUGGGAACCGGGACGUUUUUGGAUAUUAAUACUGGAAAUAGCCCUCAACAGACUGUUGGAGGCUUUUAUCCAUUAAUUGGGUGGAAGAUUGGGCAAGAAAUUGUAUGCUUAGCUGAAGGCAAUGCAGGAGAUGCUGGUACUGCCGUAAAAUGGGCUCAACAAUUAGAUCUUUUCACAGAUGCUGAUGAGACUGAAAAAAUGGCCAAAAGUUUGGAAGAUUCUGAAGGAGUUUAUUUUGUUCCAUCUUUUAGUGGAUUGCAGGCUCCAUUAAAUGACCCGUGUGCAUGUGCCUCUUUUAUGGGUUUGAAGCCUUCCACCAGUAAAUACCAUCUUGUACGAGCAAUACUGGAGUCAAUAGCUUUCAGAAACAAACAGUUAUAUGAGUUGAUGCAGAAAGAGAUCCAUAUUCCGGUAAGAAAAAUCCGGGCAGAUGGAGGAGUUUGUAAGAACAGUUUUGUCAUGCAGAUGACGUCCGACCUGAUUAAUGAGAGUAUAGACAGGCCCGUCCACGUUGACAUGUCGUGCCUGGGUGCAGCUUCGCUAGCUGGCCUUGCUGUUGGGUUUUGGACUGACAAGGAGGAACUAAAGCAACUGAGGCAGAGUGAAAUGGUUUUCAAGCCGCAGAAGAAAUGGCAAGAAUAUGAAAUGAGUAUGGAAAACUGGGUCAAGGCCGUGAAACGCUCCAUGAAUUGGUAUAACAAGACAUAGCAGUAUGCGGAAAGAAUAAAACUGUGGAUGGCUGGUUGUUGUGACACGCAGAUGGGGCAAAGCUCAGGGAUAACCAAUACAAUGAUGACUGAGCAGAGAAGGUUUAAAAUGAGUUUUGCAACCUGAGAGAAAAAGCAUUGCUUUUUUGAAACAAAACAAAACGAAAAAACCCUCAUUUAAAAAAAUCCAAACCUUGGUGAGAUUGUAAGGCAACAAUACCUCAAAACUUUUUAUCUUCUGUUUUGUAGCAAAUUCCAAAGGACAUUAACCAUUUCGAACCAUAUUUUGACAGUUAUGGGUCCUUCUUUUUUACUGGGUCAGUGGUACAUAUGAGGAUAAUUGUUUACUCUCUUUGAGUUAAUAGUUCUGGGUCAAGCACCAUGCACAUUUUGCUCCAAAAUUAUGUGAAAAGUAUUCCUUUAAUUCUUUAAAAUUAAGUGGGCUACUCAAAGCCAUACAGCUAAAAAGAAAGAAUAACUGAGGAAAUGUGGAAUUUUGAAACAUGAAUAUUUUAUAUUUAAAGCCAUAAUUGUUCAAUGUUAUAUCUAAAUAUGCACUCAAUAUGUCCUUCUCAGGCUUAUUUCUUAGUCAAGUCUUUCCUUUUUUGGGCUUAAAGACACUGCCUUAAUUGUUCCUUGUUUAGCUGAAAUCUGAGCAUUCUUUAUGUAUCGAAAAACAUUGAAAAAGUAAUUCUGGUUAAUGAAACUAAAAAGGGUAUUCAUCCAUAAGGAACAAGAAGAGACUAUAUUUUUCCUUCUCAAAUAGAGUUUCUUUCAAAAACUUCUGCUAAAGCAUAACAUCCCAUUUUUUACUAAAUGCAGGUAGUAAGUAUAAUUCUUGCCUUUCCUCUCCUGUUGUUUUUCGUUCUCAGUUGGCAAGAUGCUUGCAUAAAUGUGUUUGUUUCUAUUAGGUGCCUAACUGACAGAGCUUUAUUUGAAGAAAGUACCCUAGUUUAUUGGUGACUUAAGAAUUGCCUUCAUUGGGGUAUUUCACUUGUCCAGGUAUCUUUUUGUUUUUGUCCAGUCUGCUCCACUCUGAGAUACGUGCAGUGGGUAGCUGACAGAGGUGGUGGGAGUCACUCAUGUUAGUGGCUGUCCUUUGGCUGCUGAGCCAGACAUGCCCAGAGAGGAGCGGGGACAGUUCUGCGUCCUCAGACUUUCCUGAUAGAAACAUGAAUAGGAGUAAGAGUUGUGAGCAGCUUCAGGCCAGGUGUAAAAUUGUCCUAACGCAGUCGACCACCUUCCAGCCUGCUCUCCUGUUAUUUGCCCAUCCCUCCAUUUGGGCUAGGUUCCUUUUGAUUUGCAGCAAUAAUGAAUUUAUUUCCCUCUUGGUCAGCUUUAUCACAUAACAUCCUACUAUUGUAGAGCUAGCUGUUAAAUGAUAACACAGUAAAGAAGUGACUGUUACAGAGAAUGUUGUUGCUGUCGUAUAUGUCCACUUCAGAGACAGAGAUGAUAGCACUGGGGCUCAAGUUGCAUUUCUGCAAAUUCCAUCUUGGUGAGCUUUGUUUUCUCAAAUUAUUAAAAUGUUUUGAGGGAGUCACUAUAGCAAAUAUAUAGUAUUAACUCUAUUAAUUAAGAUUUGGAAAUAUUUUUGUUAACUGGAGGUGUUUGGUUUACUCUAACAAGUCAGAUCCUAUUAUGUAGAUAUCUCCUCCUUUUCAUUUUUUGUUUUUUACAUCCUUUUUACAAAGCUUAGUGGCCAGUUUGUUUUUUUAUCAAAAUCAUGAAAGCUGCUAUCUUGUUUUACUAUUUCUUAUAGAUCCUGCUUCUCAGCAGGUAUGAUUUCAUAGGAAAUAAUUCUUUUUGUAUUAAGAUACACUGAAGUGUAAUAUUAUUAAUACCUAAAAGUUUGUUAGCUCAUCUCUUUUCUAUGUUGUUCUUUCUAAUCAUAAAACCACAAAAUAAAGAAAAAUAUCUUUUA